AUGAACAAAAUACAACAAGAUGGAAAAUUAAAUUCAGAAUCAACAAUAAAAUUUAAUUCAAGUUUAGAUUUUAAAAUUUGUUCAUGUAAGCAAAAAGUUUUAAAAGACGAUUGGGAGGAUCACCAAAUAAUAUGCCCAAAAAGACGGUUGACAUGUCCAGCUUUUGUAUCAUUUUUAAGUGCCCUUUCAAAAUUUGAACAACCAUACUGGAAAACAUAUGGAGAAAAAUACGCAGAAUAUUCAUUAUCAUUAGUUGAAUCUAAUUGUCCACCAACAUUGAAAGAAUUAACAAAAUUACAAAUUUUGCAGAGCAUAGGUAAUUUAGAAGAGCUUAAAACAAACCGAAUUCCAUCAGCUAUAAUUCAUACACUUCGAUGGGAAUGUCCUACAUUUUCGACGAAAGCAGAACUAAACAAGCAUUUGGUUGAUCCGAUUUCACAACGAUUACCUUCAACACCAAAUAUUUUUCCAUAUCAUUGUUCAUUAUGCGAUCAUUGUUUUCUAAAAUCAGAUACUCACAUAUGUAUGCCAUCUCCACCAAUUCCAGAAUAUGAUAUAAUAUGUCAUGGUUGUAAAUCAAAAUUAGAUCAACCGAAAAAAACAAAUUACGAGUUAGAAAAUAAAUGUCAGGUUUGUUGUAAUCAGGAUAAUAAUAAUCCAAUAGUGAUCGGUAUGGUUGGAAUGGUUAAUUUUCAUAAUGGAAAGAAUUAUGGAAUAGAAAAUCAAAAAAUGCAAUGGAAGAAUGUUAAACGGAACAUCAUUAAAUCUUAUGAUAAAACUCAUGAAACUAAGGCAAGUAUUAAUAAUAAUUUAAUAUGA
Molecule: messenger RNA, 819 nt
Organism: Dentiscutata erythropus
Lineage: Eukaryota; Fungi; Glomeromycota; Glomeromycetes; Diversisporales; Gigasporaceae
Source: the annotation of a GenBank genome assembly